GGAGAAUAUAUAUUCCCACAAGCGCCCGGUUUACAUGCCAGUCAGUGCAAAGAAGUGCAAGUGUAAGGAUCAACAAGAUGUGGUGGCUUUGGCUGGUGGCUUUGGUGCUAGCAGCCCUCGGAUUGUGGCAGUGGUGGAUUGUACAGCGCCAUCGGUUUGCAUCCCACCUGCCGGUGAUGCAGCCGUACUAUCCCAUUAUAGGGAAUGCGCAGCUUUUCAUCGGAAAAUCAGGCGGUGAUCUGUUCAAUCAGUUACUGCAGCCGUUCCGGCAGUAUGAUGGUUGGUUUAAGGCAUGGCUCGGUCCAAAGCUGGUGCUGGCUACCUCGCAUCCGGACAUCAUGAAUGCAGUACUUAGCCAUCCCGAUUGUCUGGAGAAACCGUUUUUCUACGACUUUGUGAAGCUGGAGCACGGAAUCUUUGCGGGACACUAUCAUCCGUGGAAAACGCAACGGAAAGCGCUCAAUCCGACCUUCAACACGCGCAUACUGAACAGCUUUAUUCCGGUGUUUGUGCAGUGCGCCAGGCAGAUGGUGCAGCAUAUGGAGCAAAGUGUGAGUGACCUCGGCCGGUCGAUAUCCAUCUUCCCUUGCAUUAGCAAAUGUACGCUGGAAAUGGUGUGCGGGACGACGAUUGGCUGCGAUGUGAUGGAGCAGCCAGGCAAGGAAACGUUCAUUGAGAAUGUCGACCGAUGGUUCGAGCUCAUCGCGAAACGCAUGGUCAGUAUCCAUCAUUACAUCGAGCUGCUGUACCGGUUUUCGCGCGACUUCAUUGAGGAGUCUGAGACUCGCACAUCCUGCUUUCGUUUCUUCGAAACGGUAAUUGAAAAGGCAAAGGCUCGCAUAAACUCUACCGCCUUUGAGGAUGAGUGUGAGGACUACAAAAAGCCACUCAUAUUUGCCGACCAACUGUUGGCGGCGCAGCACAACGGAAAUCCCUUUACCGACAUCGAAGUUAAGCACAACAUUUACUCGAUGAUAGCAGCGGGCAAUGACACUACUGCACUUCAGGUGACACACACUUGUCUGUUCCUUGCCAUGCACCCAGCGAUACAGGAGCGCGUGUACCGCGAGGUGAUGGACGUGUUUCCCGAUCCCGAUCAGGACAUUGAGAUGGAGGAUCUCAAGCAGCUGACCUACAUGGAGCGCGUAAUCAAGGAGAGCCUUCGGCUAGCCCCGUCCGGACCGUACAUUGCACGUCAAACGAUGAAGGACAUUGAGAUAGCUGGUUUACACACACCGCGUGACAGUUUGAUAGUGAUGAGCAUAUUUUCAAUGCACCGCCGUGAGGAUAUUUGGGGCCCGGACGCGGACGUGUUUGACCCAGAUCGGUUUCUGCCGGAGCGAAGCGAAGGCAGAAGCGCGAACGUGUUCAUACCGUUCAGUGCCGGUUCGCGCAACUGUAUCGGCGGGCGGUACGCCAUGCUCAGCAUGAAGGUGAUGCUGUCCAGCAUACUGCGCCGGUUGCGGCUUCGGUCGGAUCUGCAAAUGAAUGAUCUGCAGUUUCGGUUCGGUCUGACGCUGAAGCUUGAUUCUGAAUAUUUUGUACAGGUGGAGAAGCGGAUCAACCUCCGCCCGAUGUUCUCCUCGGUAAUGGGACCGUCCGUUCCCAGCUCCACCUGUGCAUUCCUAUAUUACUACACCUGUGUCGUGCGCGCUCGGUAUGCACAGGACGUGCCCUGUGCUCAGCCUUGCUAUCCACUGAUAGGGAACGGCCUAUCGUUCCUGGAAAAGUCACCGGUCAAACUGUUCCAGAAUGUGGUGCAACCGUUUAACCAGUUCAAUCGGUGGUUCAAAGUUUGGCUCGGUCCACAGCUGAUGCUGUGCACCUCGCAUCCAGUGCUGGCCGAGUCGGUGUUGAGCCAUCCAAAGUGCUUGGAUAAGCCAUUUUUCUACAGCUUUGUGCAGCUCGAGCAGGGAAUUUUGACUCGCAAAUAUCAAAACUGGAAGCGGUACCGAAAAGUGAUGAGCCCUGCCUUCAGCACGAGCAAGGUGACCAAUGCGCUACCGUUGUUCGUAAUGUGUGCGGAAAAUAUGAUGUCCAAGCUAGAGGCAAUGGUGGCGAAUGAUUCAACAGUUUCGCUGGCACCAGUUUUGAGCGAGUGUUUGCUUAAUGUGAUAUUUUCCACUACCCUGGGAGCGAAUGUAGUAGAAGAGAGGGAGGCGAAGCAUAUUUUAAACAAUUUAGACAUAUUAUUUCAGAUGAUAUCUGCUCGAGCGAUAAAUGCACUGCACCACAUCGACUGGGUCUACAAGCAUACAAACAAUUGCAAAAUAGAAUCCGCUUCCAGGGCGGCGUGUUAUAGCGUAGUAGAUAAGGUUCUUGCGUCCCGUAGAAGCGCCUUAGAAAAUGAGUUCUACGAAGCGAACGAUUCGCCAGCCAUGUUGGAUCGAUUGCUUUCGGUGAAUGAGGACGGUCCACUGUCGGAUACAGAAAUCGUACAAAACAUCUACUCCAUCGUCGGUGCUGGUAACGAUACGACGGCACACUCGCUCGGUCACACGUGCCUAUUCCUUGCGAUGCAUCCUGCAGUACAGAGAAGGCUGUACCAAGAGCUGCGCGAUGUGUUUUACACUGCCGAUGAGCCCAUUACCGAGGAAAAGCUGAAACAACUAAGCUACAUGGAGUGUGUGAUCAAGGAAAGCUUACGGUUAGCUCCUCCGGGCGCAACGGUGGCGCGCGAAGCCCAAGAAGACCUAACAGUCGAAGGACAGUUGAUUCCGCGCGGUACAACGGUAGUCGUGAGCUUAUUUGCACUGCAUCGCAGAAAGGAUUUCUGGGGUGCCGAUGCGGAGAGGUUCGAUCCCGACCGAUUUCUGCCCCAACGGUGCAAGAAUAGAAUGGGCUGUGCCUUUAUGCCGUUCAACACAGGGAGUCGCAAUUGCAUUGGCUCACGGUACGCCAUGCAGAUUAUGAAGAUUAUUUUGUGCAAGAUCGUUCGGAGAUAUGAGCUCCACACCGAGCUAACUAUGGAGCAGAUGCAGUUUCGGUUCGAUAUAGCUCUAAAGCAGGAGCAGGGAUACUCAAUACGGUUCGAGCGUAGAGUUGAAAGUGAUUAA
Anopheles coluzzii is the source of this 3056-nucleotide messenger RNA. RefSeq lists its product as uncharacterized. The record is from RefSeq and is a predicted model, not a curated record. The transcript is spliced from 11 exons. Lineage: Eukaryota; Metazoa; Arthropoda; Insecta; Diptera; Culicidae. Gene Ontology annotation, molecular function: monooxygenase activity; heme binding; iron ion binding. The coding region runs from base 78 to 3056 and encodes 992 amino acids.